Molecule: messenger RNA, 1183 nt
Organism: Didymella exigua CBS 183.55
Lineage: Eukaryota; Fungi; Ascomycota; Dothideomycetes; Pleosporales; Didymellaceae
Exons: 3
Coding region: 222-875 (217 amino acids)
Source: RefSeq, a predicted model, not a curated record
CGUGAAGUGUUGCCGGUCAGUUUUUGCUUUUGAAAUGAGUAGGCUGAAAGCUGCACGACUUAAGUCGGUGACGAGGGGCGCAGUGAAGACUUAAGAGCUAUCUGUGGGUAUAUCAGUAUCUCUGAAACCUUCACGAUCACAUCACCUCAGAUCAUCAUCUUCGAAAGCAGGCCAAGCCACCAAACACUCGAAUUACCCAGACUCAGUCUUUAUCCCUCACCAUGCGUGCCUCGAUCGUUGCCCUCGGCCUUCUAGUUGUCUCCACCAUGGCAGACAAGCUAGCCUUUCAAAACAUCAGCUUCGGUGUCAUGUUGAAACGUGGAGACAUGAUCCUCAAGCGUCAAGGUUACACUCCAGAGACAGAAACAUGUGGCAGAGCCGAGACAUGCGAGGAGGCGUGUGGAGCCAACAGUGUCGAGUGUUCCUCGACUGAUACCUCCACACUCUACUGUCACCUUUCCAAUGACGGCUCAAAAUGCUGUCCUGACGACUCCGGCAAUUCCUGCGAGGCUGGAUACUAUUGUACUUCUGACAGCGCCGGCGAUACUUACUGCUGCCCUGACGGCUCGGAUACUGCCAGCUGCGCCCAACAAUACUCCCUCUCCGUUUCCCUCAUCCGCCAGACUGCAACCCCUAUUCCUUCCGCCAUUCCUCUCGGUAGCACAGUAUCCGUCGAGACCCCAGUGUCCACUUCUGCCCUGCACGUCUCCAUUGCGGGCUCGACCUCGGCCCGCACAAUUGCAGCUAGCACUACAAGUAGGACGGACACAGCGGCAACAUCAGCACCAUCGCAUUCUAACGGAGGUGCCAGAAAGACCAUGGGUGCGGGUGCUGCUGUCUUGGCUGGCGCUCUGGGCUUCGCGGGACUUCUCUAAUUGGGCAUGAGUCAGCGUACUCAGCAUGAUAGUGCCGGUGAUAAUAUGUGUGACGGAACUAUAAUACCAUAAAUCACGAAGAAGAAUUACAAGUUGUACAGCAGUGCCCACGGAAUCAGCAUAGGUGCUAUGCUUAUCUUCAAUUAGAUCAAGGUAUGAUGAAUGUAGGCUAAAACGUCUAGGGUAUCUCCGCAUCUCGUACUCAAUACAGACAAGUUCACUUUGGUACCUUCCUGAACACAUGCCUCUCCCAGCCAUCAAUAUCAUCAACAACAACCUCACGGUGGAGUGUGUAGUUUCCAAGCUUG